AUGGCUGGCACCGCUCAAUACACGUCAAUUACUCAGACGGUCACUGCUCAACCGCAACCACAGAACGCCACGUUCCUUCCAUUCCAACAACCAGCCGUACCACAACCAAAGAAACCAUGCAAGUGCUGUGCUCCAUGUUGCAUGUUCUUUCAGAUCUGCGCUUGUCUAGCCGAAGUCUGCUUCGCCGUUUGCGAUUGCCGUGAAAUUUAA
Messenger RNA from Caenorhabditis remanei, 210 nucleotides. RefSeq lists its product as uncharacterized. The transcript has 2 exons. Bases 1 to 210 code for a protein of 69 amino acids. The record is from RefSeq and is a predicted model, not a curated record. NCBI's taxonomy places the organism in Eukaryota, Metazoa, Nematoda, Chromadorea, Rhabditida, Rhabditidae.